This is a messenger RNA of Pieris macdunnoughi, 273 nucleotides long. The record is from the annotation of a GenBank genome assembly. Lineage: Eukaryota; Metazoa; Arthropoda; Insecta; Lepidoptera; Pieridae.
AUGGAUGUCAAAAUGCAUCCAGGGUUAUUAAGCAUAUUGAUGUUAUACAGUUUAGCUACAAAUUUCGAUAGCUUCCGAACGACAAUCGAAACGAGAGAUGUUCUGCCAAGUCCUGGCAAUUUGAAAAUAAAAAUCGUAGAAGAAUACGAAGCAAGAAGGCAAACCGAAGCGAGUGAACCUCAGACUUCAGAAGCAUUCUACACAAAGACGAAGAAAAAGGUAAAAUUUUGCAAGAAUUGUAAUAAGAAAGGGCAUUCCACAGAAGCUUGUUGA